Molecule: messenger RNA, 2414 nt
Organism: Protopterus annectens (West African lungfish)
Lineage: Eukaryota; Metazoa; Chordata; Ceratodontiformes; Protopteridae
Gene: ZNF410
Product: zinc finger protein 410
Exons: 10
Coding region: 58-1332 (424 amino acids)
Biological process (GO): regulation of transcription by RNA polymerase II
Cellular component (GO): nucleus
Molecular function (GO): transcription coregulator activity
Source: RefSeq, a predicted model, not a curated record
UGUCACGCCCCCUUAGGGUACCGGAGUUAUGGGACUGACCCCGUGCUGGUGGCAUUCAUGUUAUCGGAUGAGUUGGAAGGAAAACCUGAGCUUUUGGUCGAGUUUGUACAGAACACUUCAAUCCCAUUGGCAGAAGAGCUUGUGGAAUCCGACCCUAAGGAGAUCACUUGUCUGUCUCUACUUCCUGUUGCAGAGAGUUCUGAAUGCAGCCAGCUCUCCUUGGCAGGAUCUGCUAUUCCUCAAGAAGAUUCCAUUAAGUGUCCUACUUCAGCCUUGUUAAGAAGUUUGGAAUCUGAUGUGGAGAAUGAGAGAGAUGAGUCCAGAGGACAGAGUAGCCCCAAGUUGUCAGAGAUAUUGCCAAGUCCUGGCUCCCCAUCUUUGUUACAGGACAUACAACAGAAUGACAGCACUUCCUUCAUACUCCUAAACUUGGCACGAUCUGGAUUGGGAACAUCUGCUGAGCAUCUGGUGUUUGUACAAGAUGAGGCAGAGGAUGUUGGGAGUGUAUUUCCCUCCACUGAGGCCAUCGACAAUGGUGCUCCUUGGUUCCUGCGGGUACAGGAAUUGGCCCAUGACAGUCUGAUUGCUGCCACUCGAGCACAGUUGGCCAAAGAUGCUAAAGCAAGUCAUGAUGGCGAUAACUUGAUCAGCUGCCCAGCUGAUGGCCAUUUGAAAGGGCUGACCACAGCACAUCAGCCUCAACGAAGGGAGAAACGCCUUAAGUGCACUUUUGAGGGCUGUGAUCGGACAUUUGUAUGGCCAGCACAUCUGAAGUAUCACAUGAAGACACACAAGAAUGAUCGUUCAUUCAUCUGUCCAAAAGAAGGCUGUGGUAAAAGUUUCUAUGUGUUACAAAGGCUUAAUGUCCACAUGAGAACCCACAAUGGAGAAAAGCCUUUUAUCUGCGCAGAAACUGGUUGUGGCAAACAGUUUACAACAGCAGGGAACCUCAAGAACCACCAAAGGAUUCAUACUGGUGAAAAGCCGUAUAUCUGUGAGACAGAAGGCUGUGCUCGUUGUUUUGCAGAGUAUUCUAGCUUGCGGAAGCACAUGGUGGUUCACUCUGGGGAAAAGCCUCACCAAUGCACCAUCUGUGGCAGAAACUUUUCUCAGAGUGGCAGUAGGAAUGUCCACAUGAGGAAGCACCAUGGCAAGAUGAGCUUAUCUUCACCUGACCAAAGCACAGAGACAGAAGUACUACAUGAAAAUCCUGAUUCAGCCAACACAUUGCCUUCAGCAUCUGUUGUAGUCCUUCCCCAACCACAUGACUUAGUCACGGUGACAGCAGGCAGACAUAGCUAUGAAGAUGAGGUGUCCUCAUUGCUUCAGUAAACCUACAGGUUUGACUUUUCAUGAGAGUAUUGUACGGAAUCGAUUCCCUAGAGAAGAUGGCUGCUCAUGAAGUGAUAAAGUUCAGAAGAGAGGAAGUUCCAGACAAGCAUUCCAACUCCAGAGUUGUUUUUCCUGACUGCAAAUAUUGUUGAAAUAACCUGCCACCAUAUUGUAUAUUUUGACAGUUUUAAAAGCCUUUCCCAGUAUAUAUAUUUUAUCCCUGAAAUUUGCUUUACAGACAAUGGUGAACAUUUAUUUUUUUAUAUAUGUGUAGGUUCCAGACUUUCCUCAUCAUUUGCCAAAUUGUGAUGAAAGUAAAGUGCAGAUUUGCCCUUACUGGGAUGGGGGAACUGUAUCAAGCUGUCAGUUAUAUCAUGUUGUAAUUCUUUUCUCAAUUGCUCAUGAUACAGAUACAGAAUUGUCAGUGGUUAUCAAGUAGAAACAAGUGUUUCAUUUUAACGGUCUCUCUGACAUGAUCCCCAAUCUUUGGAUGUGCCCUUAGGGGAUGUUGUUGUUUAGCUCCCCCUACAGAUUAUUCAUAUAGCUCCUUUGUCAGUCAAGAAGACAGAGUUACAUGGUGGCUUGUAAUUUGUCAUGAAUGCUUAUUCUUAGUUGUUGACUGUGCACUGCAUUGGGGUUAAAUUUAGCAGUGGCAUUUCAGGAUUUAUUGCAGACAGUUUCUGUUACUGCCUUCUAGUUAAAACAGUGACAGUGUCUACAAUACUACCAACCAAGUUACAAAAGGCAAAAUGUUCUCAGUUCUUGGUCAGCAUUGGUAAAACAAACUUGAGUCUGCUGGUUGUAGCAUAUCACUUAUAGCUUCUGAAUUCUUGUCAGCAAUCAGAGGUCAGAAUUCCACAAAUCUGUAUCAGUUUAUUAAACUCCUCUCUCACCAAAAAGUACAUUUAAACAGUACUUUAAUGUAGUUAGUAAAACAAAAAAACAUUCUUCUUAACACAAAGUCACAAAAUCCUUUAUUAUGUUGUAUUCCAUGCAGUAUAUUAGUUUUAAACUCACUUUCUAACAGGAUUAUGUAGUGGAACAGACUUUAAUAGUAAAAUAAAAUAAGGAUUUAAACAGGG